Messenger RNA from Rotaria sordida, 306 nucleotides. NCBI's taxonomy places the organism in Eukaryota, Metazoa, Rotifera, Eurotatoria, Philodinida, Philodinidae. The record is from the annotation of a GenBank genome assembly.
AUGACAGCUACUCAAUCAUCUACAUCACUUAUUAGUGUAAAACAAUCAAAUUCACCAACAUUAUAUUCGACAACAUCAAUGUCAACAUCACAUCAUCCAGUUAUCGAUCAAUCAUUAUCAGCACCUUUAAUACAUCGAAAAAUGAAUUUCUAUGAUGAUACAAAUGAUUCUCAACAACAUCAUCGUUUGAUGUUAACCACAUCACAAUCAAAAGAAUCUCCAUCACGUGGUAUUUCACCGCGUAUAAAUCGUAAUAAAUCACCAGCAACUAAUAUCUAUAAUCCUUCAUCAAUUGAAAAACUAUAG